GUAAAAUCAUCUCGAAUUGGAUUACAUAUACUGAAAAGUGUUUAGAAAGUUGAUCUCUAAAGUAAAGUAAAUACACGUGUAGUCUCUUGUCUACACAAUCCAGCCAUUGGAAGAGAGAAAAGAAAAGAAAAGGGGAGGCCAACCCAAAUGAGUAAAAGGAAGAAAGUGAGAAAUGACUUGGGAAUUAAAUAGGAUUGUGACAUAGCAACCAAAUGGGAGUAAUGAUGCCUGAGGAAUCCCAUACUGCAAGCAAUGCCCCUUUCCCACGGUUGGCAUAUCUGUCACCUGCAAAACUUCAUUUCCCUCCUUCCUUUUCCAUUGCUUCUGCCUCAAUUCUGCAUCUCUUCCUUCCUCUCCAUAACUUCACACCAUUCUUUGGUCUCUGGGGCUCUACUCCAAUUGAAAGCUUCACAUUCUGCUCGAGGACUGGCAGACUCCGAUAGGAAUCCCUUCUUCCGGGCAAUAUUGGGCAUUUGGGGUAAGAAUUUAAUACAGCACGAUUCACGUUUCUAUGUCUAUUUGUCACAUCCACAGACACAGAACAUUUACUCCAUCACACUUUUCUUUCCCCCUGCUCUCCUGACAAAAAGCAUUUGUUGUUGUAUAUAUUAGUAUCGUCAUCCCACCAGCAAUGGCGGUAGGAAUCUGAAGAAGCACAAAAAAGCAUACCUGUUGUUAAGUUGCACAGAGAGAGGGGGUGAGAUGGAGGGAAGGAGCAAAGAAGACGAGUAUGACGUGGCGGAGCAGAUAGGGAGGGGGAGAUUUGGAGCAGCAUUCCUCGUCGUUAACAAGCCGGAGAACAAGAGGUACGUGAUGAAGAAGAUCAAGCUGGCGAGACAGACCGAGAGGUUCAAGCAGACGGCGGUCCAGGAGAUGAACUUGAUUGCCGAGCUGAACCACCCGUAUAUUGUCGAGUACAAGGACUCCUGGGUCGGAAAGGAAUGCGUGUGUAUUGUGACAAAUUACUGCGAGGGUGGAGACAUGGAUCAGAUGAUAAGGAGAGCGAGAGGCACUUAUUUCAGUGAAGAGAUGCUCUGCAAGUGGCUAACUCAACUUCUGCUAGCAUUGGACUAUCUCCACUCCAAUCGUGUUCUUCACAGAGACUUGAAAUGCUCCAACAUAUUCCUUUCCAAAAGCAACGACAUCCGACUAGGUGACUUUGGACUGGCGAAAUUGCUUGGCAAAGAUGACCUUGCCUCCACAGUGGUAGGAACUCCAAAAUACAUGUGUCCAGAGCUUCUUGCAGAUAUACCCUACGGCUACAAAUCAGAUAUCUGGUCACUAGGCUGCAGUAUGUUUGAGAUAGCAGCUCAUCAACCUCCAUUCAGAGCUCCUGAUAUGGCGGGACUAAUUCACAAGAUAAACCGUGGCUCCAUUUCUCCACUACCACCUUCAUACUCAUCUACACUGAAACAACUAAUCAAGUUUAUGCUGCGGAAGAGCCCAGAGCACCGGCCUACGGCGGCCGAGUUGUUGAGACACCCGCACUUGCAGCCAUAUGUUGCUCAAUGCCAAAAUCCAUCUCCUGUCUUUCUCCCAGUAAAGUCUGAGCAUGGCACCACCAAGGAUAAUAGUAGUAAGCCAAAGGCUACUGCCAGACCACCACCAUGUAAUAAUAACAAGCAAGCUUUCCAGCAGAAACACAUUGAAUAUGUCUGCAAGAAGGUCUCUGAUCUGAUGAAGAACUACAAGCCGACAUUCAAAGAUAGCAAACCAAAAGACUGCAUUAAGAAUAUAACACCACCUCCAACUGACAGGAUGACAGACAAACCUUCUCCUGCAGCUGCAACACAAACAAGAAAAGAGAGUACUCAAGAAUCACACACCAAUUCCAGCGAUGCUCCAUCCCGACAAAGCAGCUCGGCGAACUUAGUGCAUGGGGAAGAGUUCAGGAUUGAAUGGGAUGAUGCUCAGAGCACACAAAGAGCCGAAGCACUGGAAUCAUUGUUAGAGAUCUGUGCAAGCCUGCUCAGACGUGAACGGUUCGAGGAACUAGAAGGUGUGCUGAAACCCUUUGGCGAAGAAGCUGUGUCGUCCAGAGAAACAGCAAUUUGGCUAACAAAAAGUCUCAUGAAAGUACAUAAGAAAAGAAAUGGGAAAACUUGAUUUACACCCGGAGCAAAGUAGUGCACUUUUAUUGACUUCAAAGUGAUCCAUUCACUGUCUUUCCUUCUAUUUAUCAAAAUUCAAUCACAAUAGUUUUCCAAUGAAAUAAUUAUUCAAUUUCUCCUCACAAAAUUGAAGUAUCAAUGCUCAAAUCAACUUGGAGUAACAAU
This is a messenger RNA of Linum trigynum, 2276 nucleotides long. The record is from the annotation of a GenBank genome assembly. NCBI's taxonomy places the organism in Eukaryota, Viridiplantae, Streptophyta, Magnoliopsida, Malpighiales, Linaceae.